Sus scrofa (pig) is the source of this 3536-nucleotide messenger RNA. It is a transcript of the gene HHAT, whose product is annotated as hedgehog acyltransferase. Gene Ontology annotation, cellular component: endoplasmic reticulum. The record is from RefSeq and is a predicted model, not a curated record. Gene Ontology annotation, biological process: protein palmitoylation. NCBI's taxonomy places the organism in Eukaryota, Metazoa, Chordata, Mammalia, Artiodactyla, Suidae. Gene Ontology annotation, molecular function: palmitoyltransferase activity.
UCAUCUAGGAUUGGCUUCUGUUUCUUAUUAAUUGUAUUUGAUCUAUAUACAAUAAAAAAUAACACUGUAUCAUAGUUCCUGCAAAUACUUUCCCCGGUGUAUUACUUCUUAAUUUUGACUAUGUUUAUUUGAUUGAUGCUCCUAAUUUACCUAUGAUUGAAUCUGCCUUAUUUUCAUUUGCGUUUUCCAGUGAAUGUGUUGUGUGUGCCAAAAGGGGUUAAAUGUAAAUGACCUUGAACCUACGUUAUUGUCCAACGGUGUCAUUAGGAAAUAACAGAGGAGCUGUUAUCUCAUUUCCCACCCUGGGUCUGACGGUACCCUGGGCUGAGCUUUUCCUCAGCCAUCAUCCCCUCCGCUGAAGGCUGCCUGCCUGCAAAGGUUGCCAGAUCAAAUACAAUUUGAAUUCCUUCUUUUUUUUUUUAAGCAUCAGUAUGUCCCCAAUACUGCAUGAACCACACAGAUGCUAAAGAUUUCAUUUGUGGUUCAUCUGAAAUCCAAUUUUAAUUGGGCAGCCUGUAUUUUUAUUUACUACAUCUGGCACUCCUGCUUGGGGUUAGUUUAUUAACACCUGCUUACUUAACGCCAUCCUGUACCACGCAUCGGGGUUGGGGAUGGGGGGGGAGCUGAAAAGAGAAACUAGUUCCUGUUCUCAGAGUGUUUGUACUCCGGUUUCCCAGAGAAUUUUGUAUUAGAAAAAUAAUCUCCUAGACUACUUCGGUGACUGCUAGAAUAAACUUAAGAGCGCAGCCUCUGUUUUCCUGCUGCCCAAUGCAGUUAGCCCCAUUUACAUGAUCAUAGACUCCACCUGAGGCACCCUUCCCCUGGGGCGUCUCUGCUUCUUUUGGUUUAAAGAGGGAUCCGAGUGCCAGGAGUUUUAACAAGUGCCCAGGUGAUUCUGGCAGGCUUGACACUGGAGGCCUCGGAGUAACACCUGACAUAAAGUCAUGGCCCAAGCUACAUCCGCAGAGGCGGCUUCAGAUCUUCCACUCUUUUACAGCCCAUUCAGAAUCGCCGAGACACGUUUUGCGGUGCUGCUGUCUUUAAACUCCCAGAGUGGCCGUCGGGACCCUGUCACAAGAACAAUGCUGCCCCGAUGGGAACUGUCUUUUUACCUAUUUGCCUCCCUAGGCUUCCACUUCUAUUCUUUCUAUGAAGUUUUCAAAGUCUCCAGAGAACAUGAAGAGGAACUGGACCAAGAAUUUGACCUGGAGACCGACUCUUUAUUCGGAGGAUUAAAGAAGGACCCAACUGACUUCGAGUGGAGCUUCUGGAUGGAGUGGGGGAAGCAGCGGCUGGCAUGGCUUCUCCUUGGCCACGUGGGUGUGUCUCAAGUAGCCAACCUGCUCGCAAGGAAGCACAGACCCUGGAUCCUUGCAGCCUACGGGAUGUGGGCCUGCCAUUGCGCGCUGGGGACCCGAGGCACGGCCAUGGUUCUUCUUCACACCACCAUCUCCUUCUGCGUAGCCCAGUUCCGGUCGCUGGCCCUGUCCUGGCUCUGUUCUCUCUUCCUCCUCUCGACACUGAGGCUGCAAGACGUGGAGGAAGUGAAGCGAGGCUGGUACGAGACGGAGAACGAGUACUACUUGCUGCAGUUCACGCUGACGGUCCGCUGCCUGUACUACACCAGCUUCAGCCUCGAGUUGUGCUGGCAGCAGCUGCCUGCCGAGCGCGCCUUCUACUCUUUCCCCUGGAUGGUGGCCUACGUCUUCUACUACCCCGUCUUCCACAACGGGCCCAUCCUCAGCUUCCCGGAGUUCCUCACGCAGAUGCAGCCGCGGGAGCAGGGCUCGCUGAAGGCCAGCUUUUCCAUCCUUGUCCGGGGGCUGGGCCGCCUCCUCUUCUACUGGUGGCUGGUGGAGCUGAUGGUUCAUCUCAUGUACAUGCAUGCCAUCUGCAGCAGCGCCCCCCUCCUGAGCGCCGUCUCCUGCUGGACCUUGGGAGGCCUGGCGUUGGCCCAAGUGCUCUUUUUCUAUGUGAAGUACUUGGUGCUCUUCGGCGUCCCCGCUCUGCUCAUGCGCCUGGACGGACUGUCGCCGCCGCCCCUUCCUCGCUGCGUGAGCACCAUGUUCAGUUUCACGGGGAUGUGGAGGUAUUUUGAUGUUGGACUGCAUGAUUUCCUGGUUAGGUAUGUGUACAUUCCAGUGGGCGGGUCCCAGCACGGCCUGCUGGGGACACUGUUUUCCACUGCAGUGACCUUUGCGUUUGUGAGCUACUGGCAUGGUGGGAAUGACUACCUCUGGUGCUGGGCAGCACUCAACUGGCUGGGGGUCACCGUGGAGAGCGGAGUCCGGAGGCUGGUGCAGAAACCGUCCAUCCAGGACAGCUUGGCUCAGGUCCUCUCCCCGCAAGCUCGCCGCCGCUUCCACGCCGCCCUUGCAUCUUGUUCCACGUCCAUGCUGAUCCUGUCCAACCUGGUGUUUCUCGGGGGCAAUCAAGUUGGGAUCUACUGGAAUAGGAUCUUCAUUCAAGGCUGGCCAUGGGUGACCCUCUCUGUCCUGGGAUUCCUGUACUGCUAUUCCCACGUGGGCAUUGCCUGGGCCCAGACGUACGCUGUAGAUUAAUGCCGCCAGGUCAGGCCAGCCCUUGUUGCUGGCUUCCAAGGCAAACGGUGCUCCACCCUGACCUUGAACUCCAAGGUAACCUCCAGGGGACCAGUGCUUGAUCUGCUCAUCUUUUGUUGAAGUUACCUCACUCCAAGUCGGGGAGCUUGAGCUCUCAUAACUUUGGGAACUUGGAGCCCCUCCUCCCCGGCCCCAUCACCUUCCUGCUGAGUAAGCUGGGGUCCAAAGCAGCAAAAGGUCUUGCCUAGCUACACAUGGUGACACUGUAGUCCAGGCCCCAGUCCCAAGGGCCCUCCAGGUUCUUGCUCCUUUACCAAGAAGUCGAUGCAAUAAACAUUUCUUGAUUGAGGCACAGAAAUCCUGAUUAGUGAUGGCCCUGUCCUCCAUGGGGUGUUAUUUCUGAAACAUGUUGGGUUGGUGGCGUUGAAGUGACCCUUCCCUCUGACCUGCAGCAUGGUUUCUAGAACCAGCACUGGGUUCAGCUUCACAUUUUAGCUUCUCAGCAGGGAGGUGACAAAGCCACAGCUGUGUUUCUAAUUAUCCCGACCCAGAAGGCAGCAUAUGUUCUGUGGGUGGCACUGCAAAGAGUUAGGACCCACGGGAGCUGUUAUUGGAGCUUCUUCAGCAUCAUCUACGUUUGCUUGCCUGUUCCCUAGAUUUGCAGAGAAGAAUAAACAUGGCAGUUCUUCCACCUGACAGUUAAUUGUUUCCCAGCAAAGCAGCAAAAUUUAAAAACAAAACCAAAAACACCCAGGGAAUUAGUGGAUCCCAGACAGUGUUACGAGGUGAGGCAGUGUAGGAAGAGGAGCAGGAUGCCUUCCUGGUCCCAGCUGUCCUCUUCCCACCAGUGUCGUGCACUCUGUGGUUUGCACUGUUUGUUUCGUUUCAGAUAAAAUGGAGGCUGUUUAUCACAUAGAGAAUUCAUAUCUUUGUAACAUUGUUUUGAGUGUUUUUGGAAGAAAACGUUUAAAAUCU